This is a messenger RNA of Arachis duranensis, 408 nucleotides long. RefSeq lists its product as uncharacterized. Bases 1 to 408 code for a protein of 135 amino acids. Gene Ontology annotation, molecular function: RNA binding. Lineage: Eukaryota; Viridiplantae; Streptophyta; Magnoliopsida; Fabales; Fabaceae. The transcript has a single exon. The record is from RefSeq and is a predicted model, not a curated record.
AUGAGAGAGAGAGAGAGUGUGGGUGAGAAAUACAGUGGGGGUAGUUUUAGGAACCCGAUCAAAGAUCCUAGAAUUUGGAAUCGAGAAAAGUAUCGCCGAUUGGAGACGGAGUCCUUUUCGAUUUUCUUAGAUAACCUUCCAGAGGACAUCUCAAAGAGAGAACUGUUUGAGCUCUUCAGUUGGACUGGAUGUAUAAACGACAUAUACCUUUUUCGAAAGCAAAAAAAUGGUGGUUUGUACAUCUUUGCAUUCAUACGAUACACUACGAAGGGAGAGGCUAUAAAGGCCAUAACAGAGAUGAAUCGUAUGAGACUGAGGGGUAAGGUUGUGUUUGUUGGGGAAGCAAAAUAUAGGAGAAUGUCGGCUGCUAAUGGCACAAAGAAGAUACAGGAAGGAGGGAUUGUUUGA